GAGCCUUGAAAUGGUACAGGAAGAAGGAAUGGAAUCAGAAGGAAGAAAGUUCAUUUCAGAGACAAAAUAACUCUCCUCCUCUGUUAUAGCUGUUCCCCUGGCAAUACAAACUAUCUGCUUUCAGGUUCUGCAGCAUUCCAGACCUCCAGCACUGAAUCAGGAUGGGAAAAAGACGUUGUGUUCCUCCACUUGAGCCCAAGUUGGCAGCAGGCUGUUGUGGGGUCAAGAAGCCCAAGUUAUCUGGAAGUGGAACGCACAGUCACGGGAACCAGUCCACAACUGUCCCCAGCUCUAGUUCAGGACCUCUUCAAAACCACCAGCAUGUGGAUGGCAGCAGUGGUCGGGAGAAUGUGUCGGACUUAACUCUGGGACCUGGAAAUUCUCCCAUUACACGAAUGAAUCCCGCAUCGGGAGCGCUGAGCCCUCUUCCCCGGCCCAAUGGAACUGCCAACACCACCAAGAAUCUGGUGGUGACUGCAGAGAUGUGCUGCUACUGCUUUGACGUCCUCUACUGUCACCUCUAUGGCUUCCCACAGCCACGACUUCCUAGAUUCACCAAUGACCCCUAUCCGCUCUUUGUGACAUGGAAGACAGGGCGGGACAAGCGGCUUCGUGGCUGCAUUGGGACCUUCUCAGCCAUGAAUCUUCAUUCAGGACUCAGGGAAUACACGUUAACCAGUGCACUUAAGGACAGCCGAUUCCCCCCCCUGACCCGAGAGGAGCUGCCUAAACUUUUCUGCUCUGUCUCCCUCCUUACUAACUUUGAGGAUGCCAGUGAUUACCUGGACUGGGAGGUAGGGGUCCAUGGGAUUCGAAUUGAAUUCAUCAAUGAGAAAGGUGUCAAACGUACAGCCACAUAUUUACCUGAGGUUGCGAAGGAACAAGACUGGGAUCAGAUCCAGACAAUAGACUCCUUGCUCAGGAAAGGUGGCUUUAAGGCUCCAAUUACCAGUGAAUUCAGAAAAACGAUCAAACUUACCAGGUACAGAAGUGAGAAGGUGACAAUCAGUUAUGCAGAGUAUAUUGCUUCUCGACAGCACUGUUUCCAGAAUGGCACUCUUCAUGCCCCGCCCCUCUACAAUCAUUACUCCUGACACACGGCUGCAUGACCAGUCCCACCCCCCUGUGGCCACCAAUGGCUAUGACAUCAUUGGAGCAGAUGCCUCCUCUUCCUGGUCCAGUUACUUCUAUUACUGCACCAUUUUAUGAUGCUAGCUUCCGUUGCCAAGUCUGCUCAGCUGACUGAGGGGGGGGCGGGGUUAUACUGAAUGAAACAGAACUUGAGGGGCCCAAGCCUUAUCUCAGCCUUUCCUCAAUAUGGGGUUCCGUUGGAUUGGGGCUCCUCCAUGACUAGUGAGAAUUACCGUGUGGGUUCAGAAGACCCUUGGCAUGCAGGUGCCACUGCUGAUUUGCCGCCUCUGUGUUGGCCACACAGUGGAAGCCGGAAUUGGUGGUCCAUGAAUGCUUACCCCACACACACCCCUACAGCCUCCCCAGAUCAAGUAGGUGUAUUCCCCUGGCAGUCUGGGCAACGGAGACCAACAAGAAACAUUUUUAGGUUGUUUUAAAUUCCUUUUUUAAACUUCCAGUUUAUUGCAUACCAAGAGUUGAUCACAACCUCCAUGCUUCAUAAGUGGACGCCAUGUUAGGGUUGAACGUGGGCACCACGAGUCCUCCGAGGCUCCUGGACAGAGACCCACACCAAGAUCGGAAGCCCUUUGGAUGGCGUUGCAGAUCUCAUUGCUCAAUUAGCCUCGAAGGUUUUAAUUCUCAUCCCACUCUCAGUUGGAUUUUCUGGCACUCUUCCUGCAUUGCGUCUCCUGGUAUUGAACAGAGCUCUGUGGUGUAGCCUGCUGAGGACUGGACUGGGAUGCCCAUGGGAGGUCCCGAAAUCAUCGCUGCAUGCAGUGAGAAAGGAGAGACCUCUUCCUUACCACCCGGCUACCUCACUCCUCUACUGGUAGCAGUGCCUAUAGCUGGAUCUAGGUUCUCAGAAGGCAUAGGUGUUCCAACAAGCACUUGGGUUGGGCUUUAGAAGGACACGUUGUCAUAGGAAAGAAUCCAGGGCCUCCAAGCUGUUUUUGUUUUCAGGCAGACAUCCUGAGGGAUCUUUAAGCAGAGGAGUUCCUUUGUCUAGUUUGCCUGGAGAAGUGGGAAGACUGUUGCUCUUUCAGUCCUUUCCAGGACUUUAGAACAAAGCUGUGUAAUUAAACAAGAUGAAUCUUUAUCUUGCCUAACAUGCUGGGAAUCUUCACCCCACUGUGGCAAAGUUCCAAAUAGCUCAUUUUAUUCUAGGUCAUUCAGACUUUCAUGUGGCAUAGUUCCCUUCUCCAUUGUUGCUGAUUCCAAAUAGCUGUCAGCAAGUUUUUCCUCCCUCUUGCCUGUUCUUCCUUCAUUUGGUGGCAGAGUUCUUAGAAGCUGGGGACUUGGAAGAUGCUUUGGAAACAUUGUCACAGAGGCACUGCUGAAAGGAUUCACAGGAAGAGGUGGCCAGUUGGAAGAAAGGACCCAGAGGGUGAUACACUGGUUUUCAACAACAUGCUUAGAGAACUCUUGAAGUGGAUUGGGUGUCAAUCCGGUGAACACCAUUGUUUUGAUUUAAUUUAUUUUUUGAAGUUUAUGUGGUGAUGGUGUGGCUUUCCAAAACGGGCAAAUAUCCAAAUCAGAAGAAAUGUUGAGUUUUCUUCUGCCAGGAAUGGGGGAGGGGGAGCAGGGACAUAAUCCAAGAAACGACACACAUGCCAUUCUAGGCAUUGCUGUCUCAUUUCUUGGAAGAAAUGGAUGAGAGGGAGCAGAUUUGCUUGGCACCGUCCUCUGCUGUUCAUGAGGACACGAAAUGUGCAAGGGAAGUGGGCUGACCUCAGGAUGCCCAGGCCAAGGCCGCACCACCCUAUCUUAACCAUUGUGCUGCGUUCUCACAUCCUGCCACUUUUCCCUUGCAAGGUUAAUGAAAAAAAGCUUUUGAAGAUGAAGGGAUUGUUUCGUGAUUUCCUGCUGCUGAGAAUAAUAAAUGUCUUGUUAACAAACAAAUGUGACGAUAGUUACUCUUAGGUGCCAUGGAUUGAUGUCAGGGUGGUCAGCUCUGGACUAAACCACCCACCUCCAAUUUGUACAACAGUAUUGAUACAUAGGGCUACACUCAUUACUGUUCAAGUGUUCUGUGUUAAAAGUUGUGUUUAAUUUCUAAAGAUUAAAAAAAGCAAAAAAAUUGGUGCUAAACUUUCA
This is a messenger RNA of Neomonachus schauinslandi (Hawaiian monk seal), 3225 nucleotides long. RefSeq names its product AMMECR1 like (gene AMMECR1L). NCBI's taxonomy places the organism in Eukaryota, Metazoa, Chordata, Mammalia, Carnivora, Phocidae. The record is from RefSeq and is a predicted model, not a curated record.